CAGGUAACACACCUGUGUCACGGUAUCUUUAAAAUGGCUUUUGACGCUCAUUGACGUAAAUUCAAUACGCUUUUAACGAUUUUUUUCGACAUUUUCACAAGUAUAGGACGAUGUUUUUAAUCAAGAUGUAAUUUGGACAGAUUUAACCAUGAAUGGAUCCCGCAAAAUUGUAUUGAUCUUAAUUUUGUUCACGGUUAUCCUUCUCGCGUUAUUUUAUUCUGAUUUUAUCUGGAGUAAACCUUCAGCACAUAUAGUGAGAACUUCAAGUUACAGCAAUUCUUCAAAGACUGCAAACAUCCUCAAACCAAAUAUAGGGCCUUUCCGCAAUGACAAUCCAACACCUUGUUCCUGCCAAAAGACGGAUCCUGCAAACAAAUAUGUGUCAAAAGACGAGCUGGAGGAGAUGCAGAAACGCCGUGCGGAAGAGUUCAGACAACACCAGAUCAGGACAGGCAGAGAAAAUGACGUGCUUAUUCUGGCUCCUGCAAACACUCCACUCCAGUAUCCAAUUAAAGGCUUCAGAGUCACUCCUAUGAAUAAAACACGCAUUCCUGGUCUAGCACUGCAAGCAGAAGCGAGACCCGUUUACAAGGUGACUCUAAGGGUGCAGAAGGGGCUUCUCUCAGUGCUGGAUGAGCAGUUUGGAGAGCUGGUGGACGGACAAAACGAGAAAGAACUGAGCAUCUCGUCCAGCAGCCUAAAACAGCUGAACGAGCUCCUGAGCAGGCUGACCUACACCAGCACAGUCUACCACAUCAAAACACAAGAUCUCGCGUAUUUCUCUUUUGACAACCAUGAGGUCAUAUUCCCAAUUGAGAUCAGACGUUUGUCAGUUCCUGUUUUGUUUGACCCAGGGAAAGAUGUGAACUCACAGGUGACCGUGCUAAUUAAAGUGUUUUUGAGAUAUAAAGAGCUGAAUGUCCUCAUACAGAGCAUCCGCUCGCUCUAUCCCAAAAUCAAGAUCAUUGUUGCUGAUGACAGUCUGGAACCAGAGAAGGUGAAGGGUGAAAAUAUCGAGCAUUAUAUAAUGCCGCCGGCACAGGGCUGGUUUGCAGGCAGAAAUCUGGCAUUGUCGCAGGUCACAACAAAAUACUUCCUGUGGGUGGACGAUGACUUUGUGUUCCUGGAAAACACAAACAUCGAGAGCUUUGUGAAGAUUAUGGAAGCCAAUCCUGAACUAGAUGUGGUUGGUGGUCAAGUAGAAUCGAACCAGUUUUCCUUCAGGCUGGAGUAUGAGGAGGGCAGCAGCGAUGAAGGUGGUUGUAUCACACGUGUAAUGCGCACCGGCGCACCUCUGCCAGGGUUUGACGGCUGCUUUUUUGUAGAUGGAGUCGUCAACUAUUUCAUGGGUCGAACGGAGGCUGUGCGAAAGGUCGGAUUUGACCCAUUCCUCAAAAGAGUGGCUCACACUGAAUUCUUCAUUGACGCACUUGGAGAUUUAUUGGUCGUCACCUGCAAAGAUCUCAAGAUCGGACACCAAAAACACAGUAACACAAACAAGUACUCAUCCUACAGGCAUCCCUCAAAAAGUGACUCGAAUGCAAAAAUGACCCACCAUUUCUUCAAGAAUCAUCUAAAAUGCAUUAAAUACUGAGGCGGCGGAGGUAACGAAACAUUUUUAAAGACUAUUCGAAACGUUUACAGGUAAGCUGAGUGCUUCAAUUUAUUGAAUUCAAAAUUCCGGUUCUAUCCAUUGAGUAAUCUGAUUACUAAAGAUGUUGUUGAGGCUCAUGGGUAAUGGGAGUGUGAAAAUGUAAAGGGUUUUGUUUACUUCUUUUUAAUUCAAAUGUAAUUUAUAUGGGUUCUUCGUUAAGUGGAGCAAAAACAUUUAAUUAUGUGCACACCUAAUUAUGUGGUUGUUAAAGUAGAGAAUGAGGUGAGGUUGAAAUGAGGGCUGUUGAAAUAAGUCUACAAAACUUCUGGGUCUGAAAAACAUUUGCUCUCAUGCGAUUCUUAGGUACUGCAUACAUAUACAAUAAGCAUUAUGCAGAAAUUCUGUCUGGUUAGUUAUUUAAUGUAUGACCUUUCACUCACUUUGCUGCUAGUUUUUAAUUGCUUAUAUAAAUCAAACAUUUAUACGAGUAUAAACCACCAGCAAAAAGGUAAAAGAACAAAACUGUUAAAUGAAAACAAUAAUAAAAAAAAAAAGAAUAAAAGAAACCGCUUUUCGGUUUACAUGCUUUAUUUAUAAGGACUUAUUAAAAAUAUUGGUUAAAGUCACCAGUCUUUUACAAAUAGUUCUUUGUUUUUCUCUUUACCGGAUUUGCACUGUUGCCACAUUUUUUCAUUGUUAUGCCUAUAAAGAGUUUAUGCUCUGCUGUCGUUUUAUUUAGGAAAAUACUUAUGAUGUUCUUUAACAAAAAAACAGCAUGUUUGCACUUCGUUAGUUUUAGAUUGAUCUGUUUUUAAAGUUUACGUCGGGAAAAAAAACUAUUAUGGUAAAUUAUGGGACAUUUCUUUGUAUGGCCACUGUGAACAGUUGCUGUGUCCAAGACUGCUCUCUGUUGUGCUGUAUCAGGCAUCAAACAUUUUGCGCUGGUGUCUGAUUAUUAAAUCUUUUUACCUACAAUCCACUUUGAUUUUAAGCAACAACCCAGGCUCAUUCUGAAAACGUAGUCGAGGACGUUUCUGGAGAACGCGAAUUUUGUAGCCGGAGGUACAGGCUUUAAUCGAGCGCUGCGGGGCGGUAUGACGCAGUUCCUUUUAGCGCUCGCCGGCUGACCUCUUACCUUCGUGUGGAGGGCUUUCCUGCCGCAACCAGUUUGUCUGGUUAGCUCGUCCUGUACGUCGGCGGACUCGAGACGCAGAGAGGAGCUGACCACGACGACCGGGUUCGAGUCCAGGGAAGAGUGGUCCAGAAAUCAGGUAAGAGUAAAGCAGAAUCCAAGAAAUAAAGCGAAGAGGUUUAUAACAGGGUGAGAAUGUGGUAAAAUCUGAAAACGUGGUUAAAAAAAAAAAAAAAUCGGACGAGGUCUUUUCUUUUUCCGGACGGCUUUUGCAAAUUGUUGGUUGGGUUUAGGGCGGGCGGGUCGAUCAGUAAAAUUGGUUGGGUUCGGGGAAGGAGGAGGGUCCAGUCGCCCAGUCAAUCAUUAGGACAGACAGACAGACGUUCAUUCGACAGCGGCCACUGGUGGGUUCGAGUGAGAACAGCAUGGGCACGAACGGCACUCGCGGGAGACGUCUGAGAAGCCAAAAAGGCGCACACAGCGGCCUCUCGUGGAUUCGUGAAAACCAAAAACUGCAAAAAUGCGUACCUCCCGGGACGUAUUUCGCGGUCUCCAGAAACGUCCUCGGGACUACGUUUUCAGAAUGAGCCUGGGUUAGUUUUAAGUGUACAUACAAUCAGGCACCAUUUCUCAAUGCUGGAUUAUCUGUCUGUCUGUCUGUCUGUCGUUCUAUUUAUCGUUCCAUUUAUCUAUCUUUCCAUCUAUCUAUCUAUUGUUCUAUCUAUCUGUUCGUCCGUCUACCUACCUUUCUGUCUGUCUAUCUAUCUAUCUGUCUGUCUGUCUGUCUGUCUGUCUGUCUGUCUGUCUGUCUGUCUUUAUCCAUCCAUUCAUCCAUCUAUCUAUUCUAUUUAUCUUUCCAUCCAUCCAUCCAUCUAUCCAUCUGUCUGUCCGUCCGUCCGUCUACCUACCUACCUUUGUCUGUCUACCUACCUGCCUUUCUAUCUAUCUAUCUGUCUGUCUGUCUGUCUAUCUAUCUAUCUAUCUAUCUGUCUGUCUGUCUGUCUGUCUGUCUGUCUGUCUGUCUGUCUGUCUGUCUGUCAUUCUAUUUAUCUUUCCAUCCAUCCAUCCAUCUAUCUCAGGUACAAUUCGAACCAAAUUUAUUUGUGUUUUUAAAGCAACUUGUGUUUUUAAAGAAACAAAAACCGUGGGUGUAGCCAGCCUCAAAAAGUGGACCUUUCUUCCUCAUUUAGGCUGUUUAAUUAUGAGAUUUAAAUACUGCAUUUUAGUGACAUUUUAAGCACUAUUUUAGCUGAAAUAGAUUGCCGGAUGGUCAUUAUAAUAAAAAAAAGUUCAUUUAAAAUUCAUGGAUAACAACAAUAGCCAAAAAAGUAUUCAAAUUCAUUUUAAUUUGGGUCACUUUUGGUGCUUCACACAUUUUUAUUGGUCAUUUUUUGUUUCAAGAAGGUCCAAGGUUUGGAAUAAAGUCACUUGUACAAUGUUUUCUAUGUUUAAAAACAAUACAGUAGUUGUAUUGUUGGACUCAUGAAAAAUAAUUAUGUGCACUAGCCAAUACUGAUUAGCCACACCGAAGCGACAGCCAACAGAGGAUUCAACUUGGUCCAAAAACCUUUUUUCGAUGGGUUAUUUUCACUAUUUAUGAUGACAUAGCAGUCAAAAUUGGACAAAUGAGCUCAUGUAUGGGACAAAUUCUGGACCUUUUUCAGUGAGGGGUGGGUCUUUCGAAGCACCCGAACCCCCCUUGGCUACAGGUGCAUUGCUUUACUGGAUUUAUUGUUUGUAUUUAUUUACUGGUUUGGAUCUAUUGGAGGCAGUUCUGUUGGCAACCAAGCAAGUCUUUCAUCAGUAUUUGCAUCAAAACAAUUUGCAUAUAACAUCUAGCCUAAUUUGCCUUAAACUAAACAUUCUUCAACCUUUAAGGUUGAAAACAUUUUUUUUUUUUGGUCCACGACUUGCAUUGAAUGUUAUACUGAAUAAUAAACUGACACAACUCUGA
Danio aesculapii is the source of this 4680-nucleotide messenger RNA. Its product is annotated as beta-1,4 N-acetylgalactosaminyltransferase 2. Gene Ontology annotation, biological process: UDP-N-acetylglucosamine metabolic process; UDP-N-acetylgalactosamine metabolic process. NCBI's taxonomy places the organism in Eukaryota, Metazoa, Chordata, Actinopteri, Cypriniformes, Danionidae. Gene Ontology annotation, molecular function: hexosyltransferase activity. The record is from RefSeq and is a predicted model, not a curated record. Gene Ontology annotation, cellular component: Golgi membrane. The coding region runs from base 149 to 1594 and encodes 481 amino acids. The transcript has 11 exons.